Molecule: messenger RNA, 1305 nt
Organism: Phlebotomus papatasi
Lineage: Eukaryota; Metazoa; Arthropoda; Insecta; Diptera; Psychodidae
Product: zinc carboxypeptidase-like
Exons: 3
Coding region: 1-1305 (434 amino acids)
Biological process (GO): proteolysis
Molecular function (GO): zinc ion binding; metallocarboxypeptidase activity
Source: RefSeq, a predicted model, not a curated record
AUGAAGUUUCGCGAGUGCUCCUUAGUAUUCUUGGUGGUUGUUCUUGCAGUUAUCAGUGCCGAACCUUAUCGUUUUGAUGACUUCAAAGUGUUUAGGGUUAAAAUCGAAGCCAAAGAGCAACUUGAAACAUUGAAAAGUUUAAAAACCGGACCUAAUAGUUAUGAAUACUUUGAUGAACCUCAACAAAUUGGGCAGGAAGUGGACGUUCUCGUUCCACCAUUUCUUCAAUCCGAUUUUGAUGCAAUGAUCAGAAAAACAAAUAUCAAAAUUAAGCUCAUGAUUCAGAAUAUGCAAGACCUCAUUGACAAGGAGAGACCGGACAAGCCUUAUUCCCAACAAGAGGAUGAAGAAUUCGGAUGGACUGAUUACUACGAUACCCAAACCAUCCACGAAUGGUUGUAUUCCAUGGAGGAACUUUACGACGAAGUCACUAUCAUUAAGGCUGGAACUACCUACGAAGGACGAGACAUUCUUGGUGUUAACAUCAACCGAAACCCAGGACAAAAUCCUGGAAUCUUCAUUGAGUCACAAAUCCACGCAAGAGAAUGGAUCACAUCAGCGUCAGCAACAUGGAUUAUCAAUCAACUACUCACAGCAACUGAUGCACAGCCGGAAAUUAAGAAUUUGGCUGACAACAUUAAUUGGUACAUCUUUCCACUGAUCAAUGCUGAUGGAUACGAAUAUUCCAGAAAUUACUAUCGAUUGUGGAGAAAAACUAGAUCAAAACAAGGAUUCAUCUGCCAGGGAGUAGAUCCUAACAGGAACUGGGAUGUGUAUUGGGAAACGGGUGGAAUAGGUGCAUUUGAUAAUAUGUGUGAAGAAAAGUUUGCUGGACCUGAAGCAUUUUCGGAAAUUGAAACCAAAUCCCUUUCCGAAUACAUUUUGAGCAUCGGGGACAAUCUAAACUUCUACAUUGCCUUCCAUUCUGCUAACAAUAUGCUUCUUUUUCCAUGGGGUCAUACACCUAAUCCAUCACCUUACUACCCUCAAUUUAUGGAAAUUGCUGAAGCUGCGGUAUCUGCAUUGCAUGCUCGUUAUGGCACAAACUACACCUAUGGCCCUGUCUACUCAACAAUCUAUCCCACAACAGGAAUUUCAGCAGACUGGGUGCAUUAUUCAUUGGGAAUUCCUGGAUUCACUUAUGAAUUUCGCAAUGUGGACACCGAAACGGGCGAAUUUUACGGCUAUGUGGCGCCUCCUGACCAAAUUCUUCCCAAUGCUGAAGAGGUUUUGGACUCUUUAAUUGCUCUCGUUGAGAAAGCCAGAGAAUUGGGGUAUAUGACGGUUAAAAAAUCAGGAAUUUAA